Molecule: messenger RNA, 723 nt
Organism: Lymnaea stagnalis (great pond snail)
Lineage: Eukaryota; Metazoa; Mollusca; Gastropoda; Lymnaeidae
Source: the annotation of a GenBank genome assembly
UUGAAAGACGCGAUCAUAAAUCCCCACCACUACAGCUACGUCCACAAUCCGGACAAGGUUUGCGUCAACGUGUCCGUCGACCUUCUAGUCGGCGUCGUCUCGGCGCCGAGUCACUUCGACCAGCGAACGAAGGGGAGACGACUCUGCCAAAGAGACCACGGGAUCGUUUGCGUUUUCGUAAUCGGUUCGGUGGCCGGAGAAGCCUUACAACGGCGACUGGACGAGGAGGCCCACGCCCAUGGCGAUGUGGUGCAAACGACGAUUGUCGACACCCCGAGGAACCUCAGCCUGAAGUCUGUCGCCCUGCUGAAGUGGGCCACGGCAAACUGCUCUCACAGCAAGUUUCUCCUGAAGAAAGAUGACGACGUCGGACUUGAACCGCUUACGAUUUUAAACUUGCUGCGUAACAAGUCGGCGCAAUAUAAGCACUUUAUAUUGGGCAACAGCAAGUAUCUUGUUGAAGGGCCAUUACGACAGAAUAUCUCCAAAUAUUACACGUCUUACUCGGAAUAUGGCCCCGAGUUUUUCCCAAUAUUUGCACACGGCCCGGCUUAUGGUUUCCCCAUAGCAACAGCAGACGUGCUGUAUAAGGUAUCCCUAAGAACAAAAUUAUUCUGGCUUGAAGACGUAUAUAUUACAGGGAUCUGUGCACAUAGGGCCAAUAUUCCAGUGUUUUUUGAAAGCCGUUUUGAAUAUAAGCAUAUCGGAUUUGACUAUGUAUGA